Sander lucioperca (pikeperch) is the source of this 3431-nucleotide messenger RNA. RefSeq names its product divergent protein kinase domain 2Ab (gene dipk2ab). The record is from RefSeq and is a predicted model, not a curated record. The coding region runs from base 717 to 2021 and encodes 434 amino acids. The transcript has 4 exons. Lineage: Eukaryota; Metazoa; Chordata; Actinopteri; Perciformes; Percidae.
GUGUUGAAAAGAGUCGAAACAGAACCCAUUGUGGUGUUGGAGAGGAGUGAGCCGCUGCCUGAGAGAAGAAGAAAAGAGGCAAUUCCGAGACCACAAAGGGACUUAUGAUAAGCGGGCAGAUAUGGACGUUAAUGCACAACACAGACGCUGUUGUCCUUCGUGAAGAGGACCGCGUCGUCCAGUCGGAAAGAUCCGGUAUAUGAAGAGUUAAGACUCGACAGCCCAACUGUUUAUUUCAGCAGCUAGCAGGCUAACUGGCUAAAUACCUAGGAGCUAGAAAUGGGAAGCCCGUGUGAGUUUGCUUGAUAGAGAUCUCCGUUGAUCUUUGAAAGAGCUGUUUUCGGUUUAGUUAUUCUCGGCGGUGAUUUGAAGUAUCCGCCGCCCCCCUCGUAAGUAGCCGCAACUUUAAAGAAUGAUAUCAACUGAGCGCUAAGCAUUACACACUACUACAGAACCGGAGAGGAAAGUCAUACAGGCCUGCUGGCUCGAGGUUGCACACUAACACCAAGAAGGGAGAACAUGACUCACUGGCCUCUGCCAGAGACUGGCACGGGGCAGCUGUGCCAACCUCGCCCCUGCCUGCUGCUCUAGAAGCUACUCCGGUACAUCAUGACGGAGAGGCAUUGAGGUUAGCUCCCUGACGAUCAUCUCAAUACCUCUCCUCCCUAUCCCUCAAGAACCCCCCCCCCUCUCCCCGCCCCUGCCUAGUCCCCAUCAUGCUGCGCUUCCUUCCUCUCAAACUUGGCCGCCUGUACCGCUGUCUGAAGCUCUUACUGGUUGUUGGGUUGUUUGUCAUCUUGUUGAUGAACACCCACAGCCUGUUUGCCUCCUUCCAGAAGAAUGAGCUCACCGACAGACGCUUCAUCAACCUCAACAAGUGUCCCGCCUGCUUUGGCACCAGCUGGUGUCGCAAGUUCAUGAAUGGCCAGGUUUCCUUUGAAACCUGGGGUCGCCUGCGAUUCCUAGACGUUUUCAAUGUCAAGAAUGUUUACUUUGCUCAGUACGGUGAGCCCAGGGAGGGCACCCGUCGUGUAGUGCUGAAACGGCUCGGCUCCAAUCAGGAGCUGGCUGAGAUAGACCAGAAAAUCUGCAAGAGGGCCACAGGCCGGCCACGCUGUGACCUCAUCCAGGCAAUGUACAAGACAGAAUUUUCCCGGAUCAACGGUGAUGUUCGUCUGCUUACUCCAGAGGUGGUGGAGGGCUGGUCUGACCUGGUGCACUGCCCCUCUCAGAGGCUGCUGGACCGCGUGGUCCGCAGGUAUGCAGAGACCAAAGACUCAGGCAGCUUUCUGCUAAAGAACCUCAAAGACACGGAGCGAAUGCAGCUGCUGAUGACCCUGGCAUUCAACCCAGAACCGCUCGUACUACAGAGCUUUCCAUCAGACGAAGGGUGGCCAUUCGCCAAGUACCUGGGAGCGUGUGGGCGGAUGGUAGCUGUCAACUACGUGGGCGAGGAGCUGUGGAGCUUCUACAACGCACCCUGGGAGAAGAGGGUAGACUUGGCGCGCCAGCUCAUGGACAUUGCCGAGCAGCUCACCAACAACGACUUUGAGUUUGCCCUCUACCUGCUCGAUGUCAGCUUCGACAACUUUGCCGUCGGCCCACGGGAUGGAAAGGUCAUCGUUGUUGACGCCGAGAAUGUUCUCGUGGCAGACAAAAGGCUGAUCAAGCAGAACAAGCCAGAAAACUACGACGCGUGGUAUGAGAGCCGGUUUGAGGAGUGCGACAGGGAGGCCUGCCUGUCUUUCUCCAAGGACUCCCUUUGUUCCAGGGUCACAGUGGACCACAACUACUAUGCCGUGUGCCAGAACCUGCUGUCGCGGUACGCUACAUGGCGGGGCACCACUGGAGGCCUCCUCCAUGACCCCCCUGCCCACAUAGCCAAAGAUGGACAACUCGAGACCCUGCUGGACGAGUGCACCAGGCCCAAAAAGCGCUACGGCCGCUUCCAGGCGGCCAAGGAACUGCGUGAAUACCUCACACAGCUAGCUGCCGCUUCCUCCUCUGCCACGGCCAGGUAAUGAAUGGAGCCGGCGUUAGCCUGACACACUGAGAGACUGGAUCCUGUACUCUUUAUCUCUGAACUCUUGAGAUCCUGGUUCUUGUACAUGAUGUCAUUCGCUCCCCUUUGUGCACUGGAGCAGGAAGGUGUGAAGAGGUCUUGCAUCAGGAAGUGUAAGAAUCAAAACUUCAAAGCAGAUUUGUUAAAGCUCUAGCUUUUACCUGACUUUGCUUCUGUGUGAAAGAGCAGUGUGGCGCUAAGAGAUUCUGGUUCGAACCAGGAUAGAGAGGGGAUAGAGGCAACCUCUCCUCUCCCAGGGUUGGCUGCCAUCCUUGGGGGAGGUGAGAAAGGGCUCUGGUAAACGCAUCCUUCACUGGAACUGAGGCUACCGCAAACCAGAGCAUCCAAGCAACAACAGCAUCAUCGCACAGCCCUGACCACAUUCAUCGUCCUGUUCACUCCUCAAUCCAUCACAACUGUUGAGUUUUCUAACAUUGAACCUUAACACCAGUUUCAUUUUGCCCCCAGGAUGUCUUUUUUAUUUUAUUUUUUAUUCUAUUCAGGGCUGAAUUUAAGUACAUGGGUGCGUUUACAUUUUUGCUAUGCCAUGGCUUUUUUCACCCUCUGUAGCAUGGCUGCAGGGAAGGCGGAGGUAGCAUGAAUCUCCUGCUGUCAGGCAGCAGGGAAGGCCAAACUACAGCAGGUAGAGAGGAAAAGCGGAGAGUUGGGGGUUUGGUUUUUUUUUAUGCAGGAGAAAAAGAAAACCCUUGGUGGCUAUAUAAGUCUAAUUUCCUGCUACUCCAAUCAAUCACUUGAUUUCUAGGUUCCAGGAUUGUGGCAAUCGUCUUUUUUGUGUGGUUUAUUUUUCUUCCCUUUUCUAUAGGAAACCAAGAGAGUGAGACAGCUGCACAUAGGAAAAGGAAGGGAAUAAUUGGACAUUGGUGGUCCCUUGAUGCAGAUGUGCCUAUACCAAAGAGGCUAUAUGUAAUAUUAAGAACCCUGAGCAGUACAGAGUGACGGCACCUUUCCCUCCAGUUGUUCCCCAAUAGAGCUCUCCUAAGCAACCGUAAUGUGUACACAAUCCUAUAUGAGCUGGCAGGCCUGUAUUCUGAUUUAUUUUUUUUUUCCUAAUCCGAAGUCAAAGAUUGGACAUUGUUAAUGUCACAUAGCCCCCUCUGCUUUGUUAACCUCCCAUAUGAUUAAUAAAUGAUGAUCAAAUAGGCCUCAGCAUGCUUUUUUGUAACAUCAAGACUAAAUGAAAGGGGGAAAAUAAAGUGAUUCUUAAGAGGGCUAGAAAACACAAUAAAACAGCAUUGUAGUGACCUUGAGUGCCGAAUUCUCUUUAAAUGUCUAAUUGAUAAAUAAAUCUAAUUUUCAAACUUCUUCCACUAGUGUUGAGCACAGUAAGCUCUAUCAAGUAAAUGUUAAA